Messenger RNA from Salvelinus namaycush (lake trout), 7395 nucleotides. RefSeq names its product CASP8-associated protein 2-like. Gene Ontology annotation, molecular function: transcription corepressor activity. The record is from RefSeq and is a predicted model, not a curated record. Gene Ontology annotation, biological process: extrinsic apoptotic signaling pathway via death domain receptors; Fas signaling pathway. The transcript is spliced from 8 exons. Gene Ontology annotation, cellular component: mitochondrion; PML body. Bases 120 to 6425 code for a protein of 2101 amino acids. Lineage: Eukaryota; Metazoa; Chordata; Actinopteri; Salmoniformes; Salmonidae.
UGGCAGCUUUCGAUGAUGAUUCUGUAGAUAUUUAUUCUGGUUUGGAAAGUCCAAGUCUGAGGAUUUAUCCAAAUGCAGAAAGAAACUGCACACUCCUCUCACCACAGAAUCUGAGCUCUAUGGAUUUAUAUGAAGAAAUCAUAACAGAGGAACAACAGAAUAAAGACUCUUCCUACAAUGAGUUGAGGACAAGAUACAAUGCUGCACAAAGCCAAAUUGAAGAGUUACUUAGGCGGUUGCAGCAGAUUGAAACAAAGAAUACAACGCUGAACACUGAGAACAGCCGCCUGAAGAAGAACAUCUGUGCGCUCAUCAAAACAGCUAAAAUGGAGGUUGUGCGGAAGGACGAGGAGAUAAAUAGGUUGAGCCAAAGUUUCAGGCCAGAGAGAGGUCCUGCUGCUCACCAUCAAUCUCAGAUGAACUGCUUGAAAAAUCAAGUUCCAACAAGACUGAAUCCUACGGGGCCUUAUCAACCAAGCCAACCAGAAGUUCCAACCAGACUGAAUCCUACGGGGCCUUAUCAACCAAGCCAACCAGAAGUUCCAACCAGACUGAAUCGUACGGGUCCACCUCCACCAACUCAACUACCAGGAUCUAAGGGUUGUGUUGUAAAGGAUCUUCAUCAGCUGCUCUGUCAAAACAGAGAUGUGGUCCUCCCCCAACCCCCAUCUGACGCAAGAGUUUUCAGACCACCUCUUCCUGUCACCUCUAGAGGCGAUUCAGAAGCUCCAGUGAAAGGCACAUAUUCUUCUGUUAGUAGUUCCAGUAAGGACUCCGUGAAUAGACACCAUACACGUGAACUAGGCCUGUCAGACAAGCCGAAACAAACCAAGCACAGAGAAGGCAGAGGUGAAAAUCCCAGGCUGUCUGAGUCAAAGGAGCAGCGACAUAAAAACAGUCCAGAUGUAAAUAAGGAAUCUCAUUCAGGUGAGAGGAACCGGUCACACAGAGCACAGAAAGAUAUAGGAAAAUAUGAUUCUAAGUCAAACAGAAGCAGAUACCCUCAUCCCUCAGAUGUUGAGGUACACAGGAGAUCAGAUAAGUCUAAAAGCCCACACUCAGACAUUUUGCAUUGCACUGCUUCCUCUUACCGUACGUCUAAAGGAUUGUCUAAAGACAGUGCAGACAUUCUAUCAACAGGGUCUAGUCGGCAUGAUAAGGUGCUUAGCUUUGAUAAGGAUGACGAUAAGCGUAGAAGUAUUAAAGACAUUUCCUCUAAAAACAGAAGGCAUGCCUAUUCAAAUCAAGCCAGUCUCACUAAACGAUCCAGUGAAUAUUUUAAUCGCAAGGGAGGGACAAGUCCUCCAAGGGACCAUCGAAGGAAAAAAGAGAGAAAUAGAGAGGAUGAGAUUAGAAAAGAAAAAAACAAGUCAGGAGAAAGAAAAAGCAGUUGUACAGAGAGAGGAAAGGAGCGUGAGGAAAAAAGAACAAAGGAACGUAACCGAUGCAGUGCGGACGUCAGUAAGGACAAGAACAUGUUCAACGGUAAAGUCAGGGAGCCAAAGACACAUGGGGAAUCGGAAGUGCUUCUGCCUGAGGCCAAAGUGGCUGAGAAAAGCUCUAUAGAGGAAAAAGGUCCCAACAGAAAGUUAAGUUUCAUGGAAACUCUGAACCUCACCCUGUCACCAGUUAAAACACCAAGACAGUCUGCUGAAGUCAAGGAACAGGAGGAGGGCACACCACCUGAUGAGGUUCCUGAAGACCAGUCAGCAGAAGACGGUGGACAACCUGAUCUUGGAGAAUUGUUUUUAUUAGACAAAAUCAACAGUAGUGUAGUAGACACCCAUGAGGUCUUUGAGAACCCAGUUAUACAGCCCUCUUCAGAAAUCUCAACGCCUCCAGAACCUGAAAGUAUGGAGAGUAGACAUACAGAGAGAGAAUCUUGUCCGGAUGCUGAAAAGCCUCUGUCUGAAGCCACAGUAGCCAAAGAGCGACAUAAGUGCCAGUUAGAAGUAGAAGACAGUACUGUCCAAGAUGGCUCCGAAGGAAGGCCUGAGCUGCCCGUGGCCAUAGAGGGUCAGAGGACUAAACCCACCACACCAGAACCUCUCAUGAAGGAUUGUGUUUCAGCUCCAGACUGUGACAUUGUUUUGAAAACUCCACUGAAGAGCAGACUUGAAAAAUGUGCCUCAGAAAGCAAAACUGGCACAUCUAAGGAUUUGACUGCUGCUGCUGUCUCUGCGACUACUACUACUGUCACUGAGAAUUGUGGAAACAAUUCAAAUACCGACACUGGCCUAUCUGCUAAUGGACUUCCCCCUGAACAUUCAACUGGAGAUUCACUGGUUAUUAUUACUGACAAGUCCAACAGUGAAACUCCCAGUGCUUUGGUCUGUAAAAGCCAAGCUGUUGAAACUGUGACACAAGAUCCACCUACUGCUGUCUGUGUGGGACAUCCUGCUUUUGAAGGUAGUCCAGGAAAACAAUCAGAAUCUCUGCAAUUAUCACCCCUUGUCCAACCUGAGGGCCUUCAACAACUGCCUGCUUCCAUUAUUUCUAAUUCUAGUCUGGAGAAAGAUGUGACAGAGGGGCAAGAUGUUUCCAAGGAUGCUGUGUCCAGUACGAUUAGCAUGGAGGUAGAUAUCUGCAUCACGUCUGAGGUCAUUACUGAUGUCACGGAGAUACCUGUGGAGUGUGAGAAGGAGAGAACUCUUGUGGAACAAAGUUCCCUGUUGAGCAGUAUUGGGGUGUCUAAGGUGAGCAGCACCACAGGAGAGGUUGCACCAUCUGAACAGCACAACAGUGGUUUGGCAGAGACACCGAAGAAGUACCUCAAUUCUGAGCCAAGCUACACAGAGAAUGAAGAGGAGAAUGUUGAGCCCUCUAGCUCCAUUCCGAUGGCCCAUGAUGAGGACUCGAUGAUGCUCACACUGAGUAAUCUAAAAGUCAUUCCACAUGCCAUAAGCCCACUCACAAGCCCAGUCCGCCUGAAGACGAAUAGCCAGCAGCUGCCAUGUCACAGCAAACCUGCUUACGUCAAGAGUCUUUGCAAAGAGUUUCCCAGUGCUACUGGAGAUUCCAAUUCAAAGAAGUUGGAAGUGAAUCAGGAGAACAACAAUCCUGGCUGCUCCGUCACACGUGCUGCACAACGAGAUGUGGAUGAGACAUCUGUCCAUCCUUCCAGCCUUGAGGAACUGGAAGAAGGUGAAAUUGUUAGUGAAAGUGAAGAGGAAGAAACUCCAGUCAUGCCAAGUUCUCCAGCCAUGACGGUUAGGCCCACAAGAACUAAUAAAAAUCAACCAACUCUCAAGUCAUCCCCUAGACUUUCAAAGAAGCCGGCCAAAGAAAAUAGUUUAGUUUCACAACAGAAUUUUAAACUCAGAAGUAAAACCUUGACUUCACCAUGUGGAAGCCCCACAUCAAACAAAACCCGCUACAAAACUGUUCAACCUCCGUUACCCAAAGCUGCCUUGUCUACCGUGGAGGAGGUUAUGGCCAUGCUUGCAAAGAUUCGCUAUGAGUGCAGAAAAAAGUACAUGAAGCUUCAUUCAACAUUCCCUAAGAAAACCUUCUGCGGUGUUAUGGACAUGUCCUUUUUUCCCUCUUUUACAGACUUUGUUGAUAGUGUAAGCUUUACUAAACUAUGCAGCCAAGAAGAUUACCUCAAAGUUAAACUGAAGAACAUCAUCAUUUCUGUUUUGAGUAAGUUAUCAAAUAAUGGCAUUGUCAACCGCAUCUUUGACCAAGAACCACUUAAUAUGAAGUUGAAACUGUGGGAAUUCGUGGAUGUGCAGUUAGACUUCUUAUUCAAGGAGAUUCAGACUGCACUGAGAAGUGUUUGCAAAUCCUCAAACGGAAGUCAGUCGGCAGGAGCAGAAAAAAAAGACAGGAGUCUCUCUGGAAAUGGGGUACCCAAGCUGCCAGUGAAGUCCCCCAAGCUGCCAGUGAAGUCCCCCAAGCUGCCAGUGAAGUCCCCCAAGCUGCCAGUGAAGUCCCCCAAGCUGCCUGUGAAGUCCCCUAAGCUGCCUGUGAAGUCCCCCAAGCCAUCUGUGGCCGCUGAACUUAAAAUGCAGCAGGGAGUGACCAUAACCAGAUCUUCUGCACCAAAAAGACUGCAAAAGGAAUUCACUGAGUGUGUUGAAACCAGCAUGAAAAGAACCAGGUCUCGGACUGUCCCCCCUUGCAAAACAGGUCUUGGGAGAGGCAAAAAUAUUAAAAUGUCCUUCGAAGAGGAUAUGGAAUCGGUGCCUCAAACCUCAGAUCCUCCUGUUAUCCAACCUCCUUUGCAACACGUGGUAGAGAUCUUACCAUCAAACAGCUCUUCAUCUGCUGAGAAAACAGCAACCUAUGUUCGCCGGCUGUCUCAAAAUGGCUCACUCCAUGACAAGCCUGACUUUGAAAUCCUCACAGAACAGCAAGCCUCCAGCCUAACGUUCAACCUGGUAACGGACUCUCAGAUGGGAGAGAUCUUCAAGUGUCUCUUACAAGGGUCUGAUCUGCUAGAAACGAGUGUCUCAGCUGGGGACAAUCAUGGCUGGUCCCUUGGUACUCCUCUGAAAGAAAGAGAGCGUUUCCUAGGCGUUGGUACCCCAAGUAAAGUUGGUACUCCCUCUAAACUCAUUGCCACAUGGUCAGCUAUUUCACCUAUCAAGUUUUCCUCUCCAAAUUCAAAAGUACAAAUUCCAUUAAAUCCAUCUUUGUUGGAUGAGAGUUGCAUGUUAGAGGUGCCCUCCGGCCUACCAGAAAGCAGAAUGACACCACAGUCCAGUGUGUUCUCGCAUAGAUCAUAUUCCAUCUUGGCAGAAGAUCUGUCUGAGUCUCUCACAAUUCCCUCACCUCUCAAGUCUGACAAUCACCUCAGCUUUUUGCACCCAGCCAGCGGGGAGCCCAUGUCUGCUCCAGACAGUGUCAUCAGUGCACACUUCAGUGAGGAUGCUCUUAUGGAUGGGGAAGACGCUACAGAGCAGGACAUUCACCUUGCCCUGGACACGGACAACUCCAGCGGUGCAUCAAGCGGUGGUGGCAGGACCAGGGAGGCUCCUGUUAACCCCUUGUUUCACUUCAAGCCUCACUUGCCCAUGCAGGCAGUAGUGAUGGAGAAGUCAAAUGAUCAUUUCAUUGUGAGGAUACGGCAUGCAAACACAAACUCCACCAACUCGGGGGUCAACUCCACCAACUCGGGGGUCAACUCCACCAACUCGGGGGUCAACUCCACCAACUCGGGGGUCAACUCCACCAACUCGGGGGUCAACUCCACCAACUCGGGGGUCAACUCCACCAACUCGGGGGUCAACUCCACCAACUCGGGGGUCAACUCCACCAACUCGGGGGUCAACUCCAACUCGGGGGUCAACUCCACCAACUCGGGGGUCAACUCCUCAAGCCCAGGCAGUGUCAACUCUACCUACCAAGGAAAUAACUCCUCAAGCCCAGGCAGUAUCAACUCUACCUACCAAGGAAAUAACUCCUCAAGCCCAGGCAGUGUCAACUCUACCUACCAAGGAAAUAACUCCUCAAGCCCAGGCAGUGUCAACUCUACCUACCAAGGAAAUAACUUCUCAAGCCCAGGCAGUGUCAACUCCACAAGCUUAGGAAUUAAUUCAUCAAGCCUAGUAGUGAAUUCUUUAAGCCCAGACAUCAACUCCACCAACCCAGUGGUCAACUCCACCAACCUAGGAAUCAACUCAAGCCAAGGAGUAAACUCUUCAAGCCCAGGCAGUGUCAACUCUACCUACCCAGGAAAUAAUGCCACCAACCCAGAGAAUAACUGUGCCUACCCAUGUGUCAACUUCACAAGCCCAGAAGUAAUUUCUACCAACCCAGGCAUCAGCCCCACAAGUGCAGACAUCAAUCCUGGGGGUGCUGAGAGCCCUCAAACACCACCAGGAGAAGAAAAACAUGGAAAAGACGAAGAUCAGCCCCCAGAAAAAACUCCUUCAAAAUCCCCUUUUUCAGAGGCGAGUCCUCCUUUCUACCUUUCCAGCCUUUCCACAAUCACCGAAACAACAUCUGCGCUAUCUUCGCCAUGCCUCACCAUCAUAGAAGACACACCAGAGAGAGACCACAGCAAGGGUAAGACCGGGAAAAAGCGCACAAAGCACCAUGUGGAAACUAAAGCAAAGCGGGUUAAAAAGGAGGUGAUCCCAGAGAGGAGCAUGCAUAAAAAGAAGUCCUCAAAAAGUCCCAAAGGAAAGGGGACUGGAAGCUCCAAGAGAGAGAGAAGUGAAGUCAUUACUCCACCCCAAUCUACCCCUUCACCCAACAGCCUGUCUGCCAAGAAUAUCAUCGUAAAAAAGGGUGAAGUGAUGGUGACGUGGACAAGGGAUGAAGAUCGAGAUAUUCUCCUCACACUGAAGAUGAAAGGUUCCUCUCCAGAUACUUUCUCUGCCCUUUCAGAGAAAUUGAACAAGACACCCGCUCAGAUUGCAAAGCGAUUUUCCCAACUGAUGAAGCUUUUUAAGAAGAAGGAGAAGAUGGCAAACUGACUUCUGAAUUUUUUUUAUUCGAUGAAGAUUUCACUUACUAGGCUCCUUAUACUCUCAGACAUUUCAAGGUCAAGACUUGAAUGGCCCAUUUGAUGAAUGAGUGGAAGCAGAUCUGAAUGUGAUGCCUGUAAUUAAUGGACUUGGAACUAAUGAACACAGUCAACUAGAACUCCAACUGAAAUGUGUUUUUGUGCUGUGGUCAGUAAGGAUCUGAAUAUCCAUGAGGUAAAAUCCACACAGGCUUAAAUAUACAAUGUAUUAUCGCCCCACAGCCAAAAUGAAUACAACUUGUAUAAACUGUUUUGAUACGUCUGUUGAUUUAGCAGAUUUCAAUGCACUGGAUUUAUUUUUCUUCCAUUUUUGUGUUGAAUCUAAUCUACCAUAUUGAUCCUGGGCAAUAUCCCAUCUCAACUUCACAACUCUUAAUAUGCCCUAGCAAGGUUAUACCAUAUGAGGAGUUAAACACUUCUGCAAUCAUAUAUUUAAUCAAGUAAUUAACCAAUUUUAGCUGUAAAUAACAGAAUGGUGAAUAACCUAAUGCUUUUAUGGAGCAUUGCAGCCUGUGCUGCUUGUACAAAAUUUGUACUAAAGUUACGUAUGCUUUUCUACUUCAACAUAAUCUGUGAGUGUUUGGAAAUAAAGAUUGGAACUACAAUUAAAGUGACCUUUACUCUGUCACGUGGCAGAAAGUGCAUUUUACUGUAUUAUAUAUGGCAUUGACUUCAAGAUGGUCAGUUAAAUGAAAAAAUAAGCCACAGAUGUUCCAUUUUAGGUAUGAUUCAAGGUCUUACGUUUAUAGAAAUUAAGGAUUUUACCAAGUACACAUUUCUUGACUGCUUAGAUUUUUGGUUGGUUGAUUUUGGUUUUGGAUGGUUGUGAAUAAGUGACAACAUGGUUAAGAAAUAUACGUUGUGUAGCCUAUAUUGUACAUAUUUUGGUUUUGAAAAUAAAGUUUAUUUAUUUAACAUGG